Messenger RNA from Penicillium riverlandense, 1008 nucleotides. RefSeq names its product metallophosphatase domain-containing protein. The coding region runs from base 1 to 1008 and encodes 335 amino acids. The record is from RefSeq and is a predicted model, not a curated record. The transcript has a single exon. Lineage: Eukaryota; Fungi; Ascomycota; Eurotiomycetes; Eurotiales; Aspergillaceae. Gene Ontology annotation, molecular function: hydrolase activity.
AUGAACAACCACCUGCUUCCAUAUCCGUACAAUCUAUCACAGCCCCCAACGUGGCUGGAUCGUGUAUUCCAGCCGCUUUCCGAUGCUUUAUUUAGAGAACCCAAGCACUGCACGCCACAGGAACCAUCGACAACGCCGAUUCCUCUUCAAAAUAACGGGGAUAACCUCCCGCCAAUACGCAUAAUAUGCAUCUCAGACACGCACAGCGCAACCCCUCUUCUUCCUCCCGGCGACAUCCUGAUUCAUGCAGGCGACCUGACUUCCAGUGGCACCUUCGCUGAGAUGCAAGCACAGCUCCGGUGGCUGUCGUCACAGCCGCAUACUUAUAAAAUUGUUAUUGCGGGAAAUCAUGAUAUUCUGCUCGACGAAGCAAGCGACCCGAAGUUUCUUACACGCGGGGGAGAUAGUGUCACCGAGCGGAAAGAAUUGGAUUGGAGCGGCAUUCGGUAUCUGCAAGAUGAAGCAGUCACGUUGGAACUGCCAGUCCCCGGUCUCGGAAAGCAGCAAGUGCGCAGGGUGAAGAUAUACGGAUCUCCACUGACGCCAGAGCUCGGCCUCUGGGCUUUUCAAUAUCCUUCAAUCCGCGACGUGUGGACCGGACGGGUUCCCGAUGACACUGAUAUUCUGGUGGUUCACGGCCCUCCGGCUCUAUAUGGAGACUGUGAUGGCGAGAAAGGGCCGACUGGACAAGUCAAGGUGAAGGGGGAUGGGUAUCUAUUGCGCGAAAUACGCAGGCUGAAGCCCAAAAUGGUUGUCUGCGGCCACAUCCACGGUGCGUUUGGCCUCGCUGUUAUCGAACACGAUGAAACCCAAGACAUUAUGAACGGACUACAGAUGCGAUGGGCAGGUUACAAUUUAUUCGGAGCUCUGAAACAGACUCUGUGGAGCAAGAUAACCUCGAUAAGUAACGUUGAUCGCCGGGAAGAAACUCUUGUCAUCAACGCCGCCGUGGCGCCAGGUGCUGGUAGAGCUGAGGACAAAAGCGCAAUCGCCAUCGAUUUUCACUAA